Heterotrigona itama is the source of this 1782-nucleotide messenger RNA. Lineage: Eukaryota; Metazoa; Arthropoda; Insecta; Hymenoptera; Apidae. The record is from the annotation of a GenBank genome assembly.
AUGCCGACAGUGGAGUCUUCUGAGUCGUUAUUAGGUAAAAUUGCAUCACUUCUUGAGAGUGAAAAGGCUUCAAUGAAAUUAGAACUAAUUUUAACGCAUAUACUAUUUUUCUGUGACAAGUUUUACCUUUUUCCUUUAGAUGCAAUUUAUACGUCUCAAAAACACGGAAAUGACGAGACAGGCGAUGGCUCUGAAUCAAAUCCUUUUAAAACCAUUUUAAGGGCAAUGCGUUACGCGGGUAAAGAACCUUUUCCACCGAUUUAUCAAGAUUCUCACGAGGAUGGGGAGAAGUAUGCGAUAGUGUCAAAAUCGCAGUUAAAAAAGGCACAAAAAAUUUGGAAGCAUAAAAAGGAACAUAAGGGCGAAGACAAGCAAAAGAAGCAGCUGGAGGAUGAAGAAAAGAGAUUGAAAAACUUGGAAGAAGCCAAGACAAUUGUAAUUCAAGAAGAUACUACUUUGCCACCUGCGACUUGUAUAAAAAUUCGAGACAGAAAAGCACUCAUGUUUAUCACAUUAAGGGAUGGAACAGGAUUUUUGCAGUGUGUACUUGGUGACAUUUUAUGCCAAACGUACGAUGCGCUGACCUUGUCUACAGAAGCUUCUAUCGAAGUAUUUGGAACUCUCAAGAUUGUACCGGAAGGAAAAAAUGCUCCAAAUGGACACGAAUUACACGUUGAUUACUGGAGAUUAAUAGGAGCAUCUCCUCCCGGUGGUGCAGAUUCCAUUUUGAACGAAGAAGCUCUUCCCGAUGUGCAGUUAGACAACAGACAUAUUAUGAUUCGCGGUGAAAAUACAUCUAGCGUUUUACUCGUGAGAUCUGUGUUAAUGAAAGCAUUUAGAGAUCAUUUCAAUGAGAGAGGUUACAUCGAAGUAACACCACCAACAUUGGUGCAAACGCAGGUAGAAGGUGGUUCAACAUUAUUUAAACUAGAUUACUUUGGAGAGGAAGCAUUUUUGACUCAAAGUUCGCAGCUUUAUUUAGAAACGUGCCUUCCAGCAAUGGGUGAUGUAUACUGCAUUGCACAGUCUUAUAGAGCAGAACAAUCUCGGACUCGGAGACAUCUCGCAGAAUAUUCACACGUGGAGGCAGAAUAUGCAUUUAUUACAUUCGAAGAAUUAUUAGAUCGAUUGGAAGAUAUGAUAUGCGAUGUUACCGAUCGUGUUCUUAAAUCAAAGCUUGGCUAUUUAAUCAAAGAAUUAAAUCCCGAUUUCAAAAUGCCAAAAAAACCGUUUAAAAGAAUGGAUUACAAAGAUGCGAUCGAAUAUCUUCGAAUUAACAAUAUAACCAAAGACGAUGGGACAUUUUACGAAUUUGGCGAAGACAUUCCAGAAAUGCCAGAGAGAAAAAUGACCGACGCUAUAAACGAACCAAUAAUGUUAUGCAGAUUUCCUGCCGAAAUCAAGUCAUUCUAUAUGCAACGUUGCGCCGAUGACAAGAAUCUUACAGAAUCGGUGGACGUGCUUUUACCGAAUGUUGGUGAGAUAGUCGGAGGUUCGAUGCGUAUUUGGCAUUACGACGACCUGUUGGAAGGCUAUUCGAACGCAAAUAUAGAUCCAAAACCAUACUAUUGGUAUACCGAUCAGGUGAAUAUCGAUUCUUGUACUUGGAAGAAUUUACCGUUUUACAUCAAUUUUACAAUUUUUCUUCAGCGAAAAUACGGGAGCUGCCCUCACGGCGGAUUCGGAUUGGGCCUCGAAAGAUUUUUAUGUUGGCUUUUGAAUAGAUAUCACAUACGCGAUGCAUGCCUUUAUCCACGUUUCUUGGAACGUUGUCGACCUUAA